AUGGCUCAGGGGAUAUUCACUCUUUUAUAUAACGAGAGCUAUUUGGCAGGGGCACUUGUUCUAGGCAUUGAAAUUCGUAAGAUCCUCGAACGCCAACCCGAAACGGAUAUUUCUUUAGGGGUCAUUAUCGAUAAAGAACGGAUAAACGAGUACCAGGUGUCGCUUUUGCAGAAUUUCUACGAUGACAUAAUUGAAGUGAAGCAAUUGGCGUCGGAAUUGGAUGAUAUUUUGACUAAUGACUUAGGCAGACCCGAAUUGAAGCAGACAUUUACUAAAAUUCAACUUUGGUCGUUGACUAGGUACGACAAGAUCUUGUACUUGGAUGCGGACACAUUGCCUAAUGUCCCCAAGGACAAAUCCCAGGGGUCAAUUCUCGAUUUAUUGAAGUUAGAAUUUCCCGCAAAUAAGAUCCUAGCAGCUCCUGAUAGUGGGUUUCCUGAUAUUUUCAAUUCUGGGGUUAUGUUGUUGAAGCCCAACAAGUCCGACUAUACUAAUCUAUUGAAUUUAAUAGAGGAGUCGAAAACUAAUCGCAAGGUAUCGUUCGAUGGGGCAGAUCAGGGUCUUCUAAAUCAAUAUUUCAACCUGCAACCAGAUUGGGUUCAAGAUUUAGUAUCUUCACAUCAGAUUGAUGUUGCGGUUGUUAAUAAUGCCAAAUCUUCGAAUUGGAUUCCAUUGCCAUUUUUAUAUAAUGUCACUCCGUCUACAGAGUACGAGUAUUUGCCCGCCUACAAGCAUUUUGCUGCCAAGGGGUGGUUAAGUACUACGUACGGCAGUCUGGGCACAGAGUAUUCUAAGUUAUUGCCCUAUUUCAAUGGUGCAAAUUCCCAGAUAAAAUUAGUUCAUUUUAUUGGACCCGUGAAGCCAUGGAAAGCCGAGUUGCCUAUUGGAAUUUAUGGUCAAUGGUGGGACGUAUGGCGUGGAUAUUUCGGAAAUGUUACGGUUGAAGAAGUUGUCUACCAUGGAGGUGGCGACUUAGGAGGGGAGUAUAGUACGGGCGAAGGAACUUACCACGACGAUUGCAAUUUAGCAUCUGAAUCCAGUACGAAUGAAGAACGCGAAAAGAAGAUUGCAAAAGCUCUGACUCUGGAAUCGCAACAGAACGAUCAGUUUGUCCCUUCAUAUCUCUGCGAUCCGUCAAACUACCAGCACAUUCCCAGCAACAUUGCCUCUAGUGCCGAUGCUUCUUGGGACCCUGCAAAAGAACCACCUCCUGCUGCGCAGACCAUCAAGAACGAGACCGUUGAAUUAGAGAGAGGAAUGAGGUCGUUCACAAAUGCAUGGGAUUCGACUGACCAUGACGAAGGCUUGCGUUCUGAAGGCACCCAAUCUAUUGCUGAGAAUCAACAGCCUUCGGCUGAACUUCCAACAAUCGAACCCACCCAAAAAUCCACAAACGAGCAUCCUACAAACGAGCACCAACAAGAUGACCCACAAGCAAAGCCCUUUGGCUAUCAUGUGUCCCAGAAACCAGAACGUGUAUUUGCGGACGAAAACCUUGUUCUUGCCCAUGCAUACAUGCCUCGAACCACAUCUAACGACCCAGAUCUCAUUUCUUCCCCAGAACACCCCGUUCCUGGUCAAUUGGAGCACGAUGAAAUAUACAAAUCGCUUGCGAACCUACAACUACAACUAGACCAAGAAAACCUGGCCAACCGGGAACAAAACCUGAUUCAACCAGAACACGAGGAUAAACAAGAAAACCCACUUCCAGAAGUCAACCCCAUUACAAAAUUGUUUCCCUGGGAGUUCAAAGAAACAAAAUACGCCCCAGAAAGAAGCUUUGACUAA
Messenger RNA from Debaryomyces fabryi, 1788 nucleotides. Its product is annotated as glycogenin glucosyltransferase. Gene Ontology annotation, molecular function: glycosyltransferase activity. NCBI's taxonomy places the organism in Eukaryota, Fungi, Ascomycota, Pichiomycetes, Serinales, Debaryomycetaceae. Gene Ontology annotation, cellular component: cytoplasm. The transcript has a single exon. The record is from RefSeq and is a predicted model, not a curated record. The coding region runs from base 1 to 1788 and encodes 595 amino acids.